This is a messenger RNA of Rotaria socialis, 414 nucleotides long. NCBI's taxonomy places the organism in Eukaryota, Metazoa, Rotifera, Eurotatoria, Philodinida, Philodinidae. The record is from the annotation of a GenBank genome assembly.
AUGUUAUCAUCACCAAGUUUACUCGAAUCUCGUUUAAAAUUUUAUUCAAGUCGAUCUGAUCCGGAUGUAGAAGCUAAAGUACGUUCGUCUGUACGUGCUAUAAAUGAUACAGUACAAGCAAAUGCAAAUGAACCAUCAUUGGCUUUCUAUCGAAUACAAGAGCAUGUUCGAAAAUCUUUACCUACAAUGAUACAAAAAAGAAUUGAACUUGGAAAUUUGCAUGACCGUAUGACUGGUCUUAUUUUUGACAUUGAAUAUAGUGUUGAUGCUGUUAAAUCUAUUGAAAAAAGUGAUGAACAUGUCAAUAAUAUUGCAACUUGUUUAGAAAAAUCUAUUUAUAUUAGUAAACAAAUACAUUUAAUAAAACAGCAGCAGAUCCAGCAACAAAUAUUAGAAAAAAAGCAUGGAUCAUAA